CAAUUCCUGAAAUAUCUCACCAUCUCCAUUUCUCAGCACUUUCUUACAGUAAUCCGAAUUCACAGCUCGAAUCUAGUUAUUCAAAUUUCAAAAUGGACGCAAGCACAAAGGUGAAGAAAGGUGCCGGAGGAAGGAAAGGAGGAGGACCAAGGAAGAAGUCCGUCACAAGAUCCGUCAGAGCCGGACUUCAGUUCCCCGUCGGAAGAAUCGGCCGUUUCUUGAAGAAAGGUCGAUACGCUCAGCGUGUUGGUACUGGCGCUCCUGUUUACCUAGCUGCCGUUCUUGAAUAUCUUGCAGCUGAGGUUCUUGAGUUGGCUGGAAAUGCAGCACGUGAUAACAAGAAGAAUAGGAUAAGUCCAAGGCAUUUGUUGUUGGCUAUUAGGAAUGAUGAGGAGCUUGGAAAAUUACUUGCUGGUGUUACUAUUGCUCAUGGUGGUGUUCUUCCUAAUAUUAACCCUGUGCUUUUGCCUAAGAGAAAUGAAAAUGCAGCUGCUAGUACUCCCAAGUCUCCAUCAAAGGCCAGGAAAUCUCCAAAGAAAGCUUAGAUGUUAGGGUUUAUUUAUUUACUUGUUAUGUGUGGAUACUUUAGGUUAGGCACACCUCUCGUGUGGCAAGAAUUACUCAAUGUAUGUCAAGCAAUGUAAUUCGAAUGUCCUUCUCUCUUUUAAUAGUUUGAUUAGCUAAUGAAAUCGUUUUGCCUUUA
This is a messenger RNA of Vicia villosa (hairy vetch), 703 nucleotides long. RefSeq names its product histone H2A.1. Gene Ontology annotation, cellular component: nucleosome. NCBI's taxonomy places the organism in Eukaryota, Viridiplantae, Streptophyta, Magnoliopsida, Fabales, Fabaceae. Bases 93 to 545 code for a protein of 150 amino acids. The record is from RefSeq and is a predicted model, not a curated record. The transcript has 2 exons. Gene Ontology annotation, molecular function: DNA binding; protein heterodimerization activity; structural constituent of chromatin.